This is a messenger RNA of Mesocestoides corti, 321 nucleotides long. The record is from the annotation of a GenBank genome assembly. Lineage: Eukaryota; Metazoa; Platyhelminthes; Cestoda; Cyclophyllidea; Mesocestoididae.
AUGAAGGCACCAAUACUUGCGAUUGUCCUCAUUCUCGGAAUCUCACAGGCGCACGCCUUCUUCUCGCUCUUCGAAGAAGAACAGCCCACGGGGAGGCCUCCACGCCACGAGGAGGAGGGCAUGGAGGUGAGCGGACGACGGGAGGAACAGGAGAGAGUCGAUGAGGAAGGCCUCUACCAACAGAGCCUCACUCAGAUGAAGAAGGAGAUUUUGCAAUCGAUUGAACGCCUCAGACAGUCCAUCGAUAAGCAGAUGUUUCGACGCCAUCCACCCUUCGGAUGUGAUUGCGGCCGACGCCCAUUCCCCUAUCACAGCCAAUGA